GAAAGAAAGACAGAGAGACAGGAGAGAAACAAAGAGAGAGGCAGAAAGAGACACAGAGAGAGAGACAAAGGAAAGACAGAGAGGCAGAGAGAGAGAGAGAGAGAGAAAGAGAAAAAAACAGAGAGAGGAAAAAGACAGAUCGAGUCAGAAAGAGUCAGAGAGAGAGAAACACAGAGAGACAGAAGAAAGACAGAGAUAGAGAGACUGGGAGACAGACAGUGAGAAGGACAGACAGACGGAGAAAGAGAGACUGGCAGAGAGAACGUCAACAGCUAACAGUAAACAAACAAAGCUGUUUUAAAACAUUAUACAUCCAGAUGAUUGUCUCAGUCAAUGAAUGGAAAUUAAGAAAACACAAGAUACUGACUUUAAAAAAAAUCAAUAUUUACAAUUCGUAGAACUACUUGUUCGAUCAAUGGAAAAUAUCGAUUACCGUAUAAACGACACGCAGGCAAUUAAACAUGGAAUUGAUAGCUUCCAACCUGUAUAGUAUUUUUUUAGCUUAUUUUUACAACAUUUUGUAAGUGUAAAUAAAGAGACUAGUCACUAAUCUAAAAUGGAAAUGUGGAUGUUUGAUCUGCUGUUUGUAUUUAGCUUUCUUUGCUGCGUCGUUUUGUGCGACAUUCAGAGCAGAAUUCAUAACUGGAAAGUAAAAGAGCUACAAGCAAGUAGAUGGAGACGAGAGACCAAUCAAAAGCUCUGUCAGUUCAGGCGUUCACUCUCGGAACAAAACUUAAGACUUCAACAAGUAGCUCGUCAACAACAAAAGUUGCGCAUGACUCGACACAAUGACAGAGCUCAAGUCUUGGCAGAGAUAACAAGUUUGAAAGCGUCAACACAAGCGCAGAUAAAAGUAACGGAAGAACAAUGGUCCCGGCAAAGAUCUCAUCAAGAAAGGCUCCAUAAUGAACUCUCAGACCAAAUGUCUUUAAACCAGCAAAGUUUCCAACAACUUCAACAAGAAAACCACAAAUUAAAAAAACGAAUCAAAGAACAGGGCAAUCUAUUACGGGAGAUAUCACGAGCACAAAUAUGUCAACAAGAAACAUUUCAAAAGCAAAUUUUAGAACAAAAAGAGUCAGAAGAGCAAAGAUUGGAUCUACAACAGAGGGAGAAUGAAAAAAUAGAAAAACAAAUGGAAGUCCAAUAUAUGGUGUUUCAAAAAAACUUAGAUGAACACAAAUUAGACCACGAAAACACCAAACAGGAGCAGAAUCUUGUAAUUAAACAUACACAUUCUGAGCUUAAAAAGAUUAAAUCUCAGCUUGCAGAUCAAUUAUCCCAAAACAUCUCAUUGAGACAAAAAGUGAUGAUUGAAAAGUCUGAGCAAGAUCAACGCAAUAAAAGCCUAUUAGAACAACACAAGUUGGAUCUACACACACUAGAACAGAAACUAUUAGACCAACAAGAGUUGAAUAUGAACAUGCUAAAACAACAACUUCUAGAGCAAAAAUCUUUACAGAAAACACAGUUUGACCAACAGAAACUAGAUAAACAGAGGCUAGAGCAACAUAUACUAGAUGUACAGACAUCAAUAGAACAGAAAUUAGCUCUGAAAAGAUUAAACCAACUAAAAUAUUUUUUGAUAGAACAUAUUAAGGAUGAUGAUGAUAGUUUAGGAAAUGAUGAUAAAGUUCAGAUUUCAGUAUCUGAGAGUCUAUGUCGAUGUCAUUCUAUGAACUCUUGUUCAGAUUCCUCAUCUGAGAAAGACAGAGAUACCAAAAAUACACCGUUUGGCCCCAAAUUCAAAGAUCUUCAUGGUCUAUCUGUGAACGAGGCUAUUUUCCAAUGUGAUCGCUUCCUGUACAAGAAGAUCGAAGAGUAUCACGACAGCAACUUUCGGAAAGAGGACAGAUUUGCCAAAAUCAUCACAGGAAGGGGAAACCACAGUGAAAAUUCUGUUCCGAAAAUCAAGCCCAGUGUGGAAAAAUAUCUUGAAAAGAAUAACUAUAAUUACAAAUGGAAAAGCAAUGGAGGAAUGGUAGAAGUAGAUUUACUGUCCAAGAGAAGAUUUGGAACUGAAGUGUAAACCAAGACAUUUGUUAAGUCAACUAAGCAAAGGAAAAACAUAAACAGAGGCUGAAACAUUUGCGGUAUAUUGUCGACAGAGAAGGAAAUGUCUAAACAUCGAUGCCAAAAAUUCAAAAUCUUUUUCAACUCUUCUAAAACACAAUUUCGCAUUAUUCAUUGUAUAUAUGUUACUCGUCCUUGUUUUCAUACUGUUAUUUGUAAUCGUUUCUGUAUUCGUAUUCGUUCUGUAGUCUGGUGGCUUAGAAACAAACGCUAUAUGGGCCUACUAUUUGGAGGUGGUGAAGACGUUAGAACAUCCCUGGGGAAGUGCAGAGGCCAUAUCUAAUAGAAAAUUAUGUUAAGAAUUAUGAGAGAUGGCUCUUCACCGAUCUCUCUGUUCGAAGGUUCCCUAUCAACUACAUGAUCAUUUGAUCACAGCCGUUACCGUGAUUCCAGAUCCCGUCUACUCAGAGUUUCGCCUCUAUGGAAACCUUAGCCCGGGGAAGCGGAUAGUCUAAGAACAAGAUCGAGCCUCGCUUUCAGUGGGCUACCGCAGUUAUGCUUUAGUGAGAGCGUACAUGCACGUGGUGAGAAUGGGAUAAGGGCUUGCUAACCCAGUCCCGACCGUUGCAGAGUUCCCUAAUGCGGACCAUACGCGUGGUGAUGAUUCUCCCACAGAUUUUGCUUUGGUACAUUAUAGGAACAAGGAAAGUCCCACAGUGGGCUCGGUCUCCGACCUUCGCAUUGGAGGAGGAACCUAAGACGUUGGCUCAAGAACUCAGGUCUCACGAAAGACAGGUGGAAAAAAUGAUCACCUUGUUGUUGGGGGCGGCUCCUGUCAGGGCGGUUGGUGAGGAGCCAACUUCUCAUCCUUGCCAGACUUGGUAGUGCCUUAGUUAUUAUACAAAGUGUGUCCGUUUCAAACCCUUCUAAUCUAUAUAGAAGCAAUAUUUUACAUUCCUUUUGCUUUUCAAUGUCGGUUACUGUAAUAAAAUUGUUCAGAAUAUUUUGAAAUUUAAGUGUUAAGACUUAGCACAUGCCACACUGCGCUCUUGUUAAUAGAAACUGGCAAAAAAAAAUGUAGACCAACAUUUGUCUAUAAGCCUUAAAGUCACCAAGAGGCCGUUGCUUAAAACAACACAAAUUAAAAGCAAAUAAAACAACACAUUGGUUUCCAUU
Molecule: messenger RNA, 3189 nt
Organism: Biomphalaria glabrata
Lineage: Eukaryota; Metazoa; Mollusca; Gastropoda; Planorbidae
Product: interaptin-like
Exons: 5
Coding region: 557-2029 (490 amino acids)
Source: RefSeq, a predicted model, not a curated record